Molecule: messenger RNA, 798 nt
Organism: Centrocercus urophasianus (Greater sage-grouse)
Lineage: Eukaryota; Metazoa; Chordata; Aves; Galliformes; Phasianidae
Exons: 6
Biological process (GO): chromatin remodeling
Cellular component (GO): cytoplasm; nucleolus; nucleoplasm
Molecular function (GO): chromatin binding; RNA binding; histone binding
Source: RefSeq, a predicted model, not a curated record
AUGGGGACACUGCCACCCCAGAUGGAUUGGCACUGGGACGUGGUGACCAGCAGCUCUGCUCGCCCACGGGACCCCAUCUUCCCGGGUUGUGUAGCUGGCAAAGGAAAAGAGGAUCUCCUGCUGCUAACAAGGCACUGCUCUAGCUGCCUCCAACUCUUGCAGAAAGCAAGCUGUGCUGGUAGGAGCUGCCAGCAUAAUGCUGCCCUAGCUCUGGAUUUUGGGAACCUUCUCUAAGCAUUCUUAAGUCACUUUUCUUCCACCUGUUAUAAUUACAGGCCAGCUGAAAGCUGCUUUCUCUGGUGCUUGUUCUGUAGGGCCUGGUUCCUGGUGCUGUGCAGGAUGAGCAGCUCUUCCCCUGCUCUCAGGUUGCUGUCAGAGGACAGGACAGCUGCUGUGCUGUGGGGCUGUGAGCUGGGUGUGAACAGCCAGAGCUGCGUGGUGAAGGAGGACGAUGACUUCCUAGAGCACCUGGUCCUGCUGAAGACGAUCUCCCUGGGGGCCGAUGCCAGGGAUGAGUUGCACGUGGUGGCUGUGGAGUCCAAGAACACCUACGGAGACCACAAACCGGUGCCCAUCGCAUCCCUGCGUGUCUCAGUGCUCCCCAUGAUCAGUCUCAAAGGUCUGGAGUUUGUCCCUCCUGUCACCUUCAUGCUGCAGUGUGGAACUGGACCGGUUUAUCUCAGCGGGCAGCACGUUACGUUGGAAGAUGUCCCCAAGUGCAAAGUCCACGAGGAAGAGCUGUUGGAUGUGGAUGGAGGUAAUGAGGACGAUGCCAGGGCAGCGCAGGAUGGAGAAUAG